AUGGAGAAGAUCAAGCCGACAGUGGCUGUCAUAGGCGCAGGCUCAUCCGGGUUGUCUAUGCUCAAGACCCUUCGUGAAGAUGGCUUCAAGGUAACCUGUUUCGAGAGGCGCUCUCAGGUGGGCGGCCUGUGGGCGUACACAGAAGAUAAGUCGAUGACCACGGCGCUGGAAAUCACAACGGCCUCCAUUAGCAAGUACACGUGCGGCAUGUCAGACUUUCCAAUGCCUGACAAAUAUCCCCAUCACUUGGCUCAAUGGGAGUUCCAAGAGUACAUGGAAAGUUAUGCAAAGCAUUUCGACUUAUUCAGAGAUAUCGUAUUCGGUGCGACUCUGAAACGAGCGACGCGGAACGACACGGACACAAAAUGGAGAUUGGAGCUCGACAUUGACGGACAACCUCGCGUUGAGGAGUUCGACAAGGUCGCUCUUUGCCACGGCUACCAGACAGCCCCUAACAUGCCAGAGUGGGAAGGCUCGGAGAAGUUUCAAGGCACUAUGAUUCACAGUCAAGAAUAUCGAUCAGCAGAGGAUUACCAGGACAAGAAAGUAGUGGUGGUCGGCUUGGGGCCCACCGCUGCCGACGUUAUAUCGGACGUGAUCCCCGUGGCGUCCAAGGUGUAUACCUCCCACAGGCGCGGGGCGUUCAUGUUUCCCCUAUUCAGCAACGGUACCCCAGCUGACCUGCAGAUGAACUGGCGGAGGCGGCAGAUGGGCUUGUUCAUGCAGCGCAGUUUUCCUCGCCUGACCAGAUGGUUGGGCGAUUUCGCCCUGAAAACCAUGCAGCACCGGAUGUACGGAAAAUUCGAUCCGGCGUGGCGCUUGGAACCAUUCCCAUCCAUCACUCUGUCCGUCCGCGGAACCCCCGACUCGAUUCUGGGUUUUCUGAAGGAUGGCUCGUUGGAAACGCUGCACGGCAUCAAGCGCUUUACCGGGCCUCGUUCGAUCGAGUUUAGCGACGGGACGAUCCUCGAUGAUGUCGAUGCCGUCAUCUCCGCAACUGGCUACGGGGCCGACUUCUCUGCCGUACCCUUCGUAGAGACGAGCCGGCCAACUGAUUACGGCGGACCAGACCUUGUCCGGCUAUGGAUGAACCUGUUCCCGCCAAAGUAUGCCGACUCGAUGGUCUUGCUGUGCCACUCCACAUAUGGCAAGAACAAUGGAUUCUCGUUUUCUGACGUCUCUUCCAUGGCCGUGAGCAACGUCUUCCGCGGCGUGCACCCGCUACCACCCCCAGAGGAGAUGGAGAAGCAGAUAGACGAGCAUCAGGAGUGGGUGGCUUCCCGCUGGCGCCUGGACAACGCGGUGGACCCCUCCAGCGUGCGAGGGUGGGUAUUCCAGGGCUUUCUCCAUGAGGCUGCGGGUACCGGCAUGGAGAAUCUCGGCUGGGGAUGGAAAGGGUGGAAGUUCUGGCUCCGCGAUCGCCAGAUGUCGAACCUGAUGAACCACGGGGUCGAGACCGCUCAUGCUUUCCGCUACUUCGAGACCGGGAAGAGGAAGACAUGGCCCGGCGCCAGAGACGCCAUCAUCCAUGCUAAUGACGCGGUGAAGGUCUUCCCGAUCCAGACACCGCCAAUGUGA
Anthostomella pinea is the source of this 1578-nucleotide messenger RNA. The record is from the annotation of a GenBank genome assembly. NCBI's taxonomy places the organism in Eukaryota, Fungi, Ascomycota, Sordariomycetes, Xylariales, Xylariaceae.